AUGCCUCCUCAGCAUGUCACUUGUCCCAUAAAGUUCAAUUUUCUUGGGUGGCAAAAGCUUAAGGAAGAAAAAGAUGCUAAACGGGCUCAUCUUGAUAGCAGGCAUGAGUAUCUUUUUGACAUUUUAGCCUGCUGUGUGGACUUGGAAAAGGCAGAGGUGGAAGAUGCCAUUCUGGAGGGGAAUCAGAUUGAACGAAUCGAUCAGUUUUUUACUGUUGGAGGUUUCCGUCACCUCAUGUUUUACUAUCAAGAUGUGGAAACAGCAGAAACAGGACAAGUUGGCACUCCAGGAGGGGCAAAUCUUCUUGCUGGAAGGGUUAAAAAACCUAAAGUAUUUGUGACUGAAGGUAAAGAUGUUGCUCUCACUGGCUUAUGUAUAUUCUUCAUCAGAUCUGCCACUUCCAAAGCCAUAACUCCUGAGAACAUACAUGAGGAAGUUUGUUUCAAUAUGUUAGAUGCUACCAAUGGGGGCCUUCUAAAAAGUGUGGAACGCUUGUUGUCAGAAAUCUUCAUUCCAUCCAUCAAGGCAAUGAACAGUGGCUGGGGUGAGCUAGAUGGUCUCCAAAAAGCAUCUGACAUUCGAAAGGACUUUCUUCAUUCUCUAGAGGGCUUUGUGAGUGUUCUGUCUAGUGCUCAGGAGAGCUUGAAAGAGAAGGUGAACCUUCAAAAGUGUGAAAUAUUUGACUUGAAUACUUUGAAACUCCCUAUGGACUACGUAGCUAUAGCUAACAACAGUGAAACUUUGGAAAAAAUAGAAAGCUGUAUGAAAGUGUGGAUCAAACAAACAGAACAGGUUCUUGCUGAAAACAAUCAGCUACGGACAGAGGCAGAUGAUCUUGGGCCAAGAGCAGAAUUGGAUUACUGGAAGAAACGACUUUGCAAAUUUAACUACCUUGUGGAUCAGCUGAAAGGCCCAGAUGUUAAGGCAGUGUUGGGAGUGCUUGCUGCUGCAAAAUCAAAACUUUUGAAGACUUGGCGGGAGUUGGAUGCUCAUAUUACUGAUGCAGCUAAUGAAGCCAAGGACAAUGUUAAAUUUUUGUACACACUUGAAAAAUGCUGUGACCCCUUAUACAAUGGUGACCCUGUAUCCAUAAUUGAUACAAUUCCUAUAAUGAUCAAUGCAAUUAAAAUGAUCUACAGUAUAUCUUGUUAUUACAAUACCUCUGAAAGAAUAACUUCUUUAUUUGUAAAGGUUACAAAUCAGAUGAUAACUGCAUGUAAACUUUAUAUUACCAACAAUGGAACUGCUACCAUCUGGGACCAGCCUCAGGAUGUAGUUGUGGAAAAAAUAUUAUCUGCUAUUCAACUCAAACAGGAAUAUCAGAACUGUUUUCAAAAGAAAAAGCAAAAGCUUGAACAAAAUCCAAAUGAAAAGCAAUUUGAAUUCAGUGAGAUGUAUAUUUUCGGAAAAUUUGAGACUUUUCAUCGACGUCUUGCUAAGAUCAUGGACCUUUUUUCUACUAUUACAAGAUACUCAGUUCUUGAGGAGUCUAAAAUUGAAGGACUAGAAAUUUUGGCAACAAAAUUUCAGAGCAUCAUUGCUACUAUAAAGAAAAAGGAGUAUAAUUUCCUAGACCAUCGGAAAACUGAUUUUGAUCAGGAUUAUGAAGAGUUCUGCAAGGAGACUAAUGACCUUCAUAAUCAGUUACAGGUAUUCAUGGAUAUCACAUUUGAAAAUAUUCAAAACACAGAGCAAGGACUAAUGAUGUUGAAGAAAUUUGAAAGGUUGAACAUACCUAACCUUGGAAUUGAUGAAAAAUAUCAGGUGCUUCUUGAAAAUUAUGGAGCUGACAUUGAGAUGAUCUCCAAACUGUACACUAAACAGAAAAAUGACCCUCCUUUGGCUCGGGACCAGCCUCCUAUUGCUGGGAAGAUCCUGUGGGCCCGGCACCUCUUUCGUAGAAUUCAGCAACCGAUGCAAAUUUUUCAGCAGCAUCCAAAUGUGCUUAUGUUGGCAAAAGCCAAGCACAUAGUCAGAAAAUACAACAAGAUGGCAAAAAUCCUCUUGGAAUUUGAGAUUCUCUACCACAGGGCUUGGCUUCAACAAACUGAAUUAACUAAAAUUGGACUUGGGGCUUCUUUAUUGGUAAAAGCUCCAGAAACAGGAGAAUUACUUGUCAAUUUUGAUUUUGAAAUAUUAAUAUUAUUUCGAGAAACUGCAUGCAUGUCACAGAUGGGUCUUGAAAUCCCAGCAUUUGCAAGUGCUUUAUUCCAGAAACGGGAAAGUUACAAGAAGCUUUUCAAUCAAAUGAAGAUGAUGCUGGCAGAAUAUAAAAGAGUGAAAGCAAAAAUCCAACCUGCCAUUGAACAGUUGAUGGUUCCUCAUUUGGCUAAAGUAGAAGAAGCUAUCCAGCCUGGCUUAAUCUCACUGAACUGGACAUCAAUGAACAUUGAAGGAUAUUUAGAAAAUGUUUUUAGAGUGCUCAGUGAGGUGGAACUACUGCUUGAUCGGGUCAAUGACCUGAUAGAGUAUCGUAUUGAUGCUGUUUUAGAAGAAAUGAGCCAUGUGCCACUUUGCAAACUCCCUGAGGAUAAGCCACUUACCUGUGAAGAGUUUCUCCAAAUGACAAAGGAUCUCUGCGUUAAUAGUGCUCAGAUAUUACAUUUAAAGAGUUCAUUAGUGGAGGAAGCAGCCAAUGAGCUAAUAAAUAUGUUGCUAGAUUGGGAAGUGCAAACUAGAGAAGAAAAUGUUUCAAAUGUCAAAGAAGUUGAUUCAAGAAGUGAAAACACAGCAGGUGAAGAGCAGGGAAAAUCAGAAAGUCUGCCAUCUCUUAAUGCCAGUCAGACUGGAGUUGGGCUCCCUUCUGCAAUACUCAGGAAAAAGAAGAAAGAGAAUGAGAUCUUAGAGGAAGAAGCUUGUGAAUUGCUUUCUCAUUUCAACCACCAAAACAUUGAUGCUCUUCUGAAGGUUACUAAGAAUGCCUUAGAGACAAUUCGUAAACGGACUUAUUCAUCCAACACUAUUAACUUCAGAGACAGUGACCACCCAUCUAAGCCAAAGCAGAUCAGCCUUCCACUUUUUAGAGCAAACAUCAUCUUGUCAAUCCCAAACAUCUCGAUGGCUCCAGUUCUGGAUGACGUGCAGCAGACUCUUAAUAGAGCAGUGGAGUGUAUUGUCAGUGUCAUGAAGGGUGUAGGCCAGUGGAGUAAAGAACGAUUAUCCACAAAAAAGCUACUUGAAAGAAAAAUUGUCACAUUGAGAAACAACAACAAAGAAAGUGAUUCAGAAGAUGACAUAAUAGAGGCCGGAACUCAAGAUACCUUUGAGAUGGCAUCUGUCAACUUACCAGUUCCUGUGCAAAGUAAGAACUAUUAUAAAAGUGUCUCUGACAAUAAAGAGAUUAUGAAAUUGGUUUCUCUGCUUAGCACAAUCAUCAACUCUACCAAAAAGGAAGUUAUUUCAUCAUUACAUUGUUUCAAAUGUUACCAUCACAUAUGGCAAAAGGAGAAAGAAGACACUAUUAUGGAAUUUUUAAGCAACAAGCCCUCACUUUCGGAAUUUGAAUCUCAGAUCCUCUAUUUCCGAGACUUAGAGCAGAAAAUUAAUGCUGAGCCUGAAUACAUCUGUGUAGGAGCCAUUGCAUUAUACACAGCUGACCUAAAGAUGGCAUUGACUGUAGAAACCAAGGCGUGGAUGGUUAAAAUCGGCCAUCAUUGUAACAAGAAAUACAAAACUGAAAUGGAAAAUGUUUUUACUUUGGUUGAAGAGCUCAAUAAAAAAUUAAAUCGUCAAAUUAAAGACUUGGAUGACAUCAGGAUAGCAAUGGCUGCACUUAAAGAAAUCAGAGAACAGCAAAUUUCCAUAGAUUUUCAAGUUGGCCCUAUUGAGGAAUCCUAUGCUCUACUGAACAAAUAUGGACUCUUGGUGGCAAAGGAGGAAACUGAAAAAGUUGAUACUUUACGUUAUACCUGGGAGAAGAUUUUGGCCAGAGCAAGUGAAGUUCAGCAUGAAUUAUUCACAUUGCAGCCAAAUUUCAGAAGAGAACUUAUUAGUACUGUAGAAACCUUUGUUGAAGAUUGUAAUCAAUUCUAUUCAGAUUAUGACAUGAAUGGUCCCAUGGCUGCUGGUCUAGAACCCCAAGAAGCCAGUGAUAGACUUAUUAUAUUCCAGACACGAUUUGACAAUAUAUUUCGCAAAUAUGUCACUUACACGGGUGGAGAAGAGCUUUUUGGGUUGCCUGUGACUCAGUAUCCUCAGCUCCUUGAGAUAAAGAAGCAGCUUAAUCUUCUCCAGAAAAUCUACAGCUUAUACAACAGCGUCAUUAACACUGUCAAUGGAUAUCAUGACAUGCUUUGGUCAGAAGUGAAUACUGAAAAAAUAAACAAUGAACUCCUAGAAUUCCAGAACAGAUGUCGGAAACUUCCACGUGCUUUGAAAGACUGGCAAGCUUUCCUGGACCUAAAGAAGACCAUUGAUGAUUUCAAUGAGUGUUGUCCACUGUUGGAACACAUGUCAAAUAGAGCCAUGAUGGACAGACAUUGGAAAAGGAUUGCAGAACUCACUGGCCAUAGUUUUGAUGUUGAGAAUGAGACCUUUAAAUUGAGGAACAUCAUGGAUGCACCUCUUCUUAAAUACAAAGAAGAAAUAGAGGACAUUUGUAUAAGUGCAGUGAAGGAGAAGGACAUUGAACAAAAACUGAAACAAAUAAUUACUGAAUGGGACAACAAAACCUUUACAUUUGCCAGUUUUAAAACCCGUGGUGAACUACUCUUAAGAGGAGAUAGCACAGCAGAAAUUAUAGCUAGCAUGGAAGACAGCUUGAUGAUGCUGGGCUCCUUAAUGAGUAACAGGUAUAACACUCCAUUCAAGGCACAAAUUCAAAAAUGGGUACAGUACCUUUCCAACACAACUGACAUCAUAGAAAACUGGAUGACUGUGCAGAACCUGUGGAUCUAUUUAGAAGCUGUCUUUGUGGGAGGAGACAUCGCCAAACAACUGCCUAAGGAAGCCAAGUGUUUUUCCAAUAUAGAUAAAUCUUGGGUGAAGAUCAUGAUACGGGCACGUGAUAUGCCAAAUGUAGUACAAUGCUGUGUUGGAGAUGAGACCAUGGGGCAGUUAUUGCCACACUUAUUAGAUCAACUGGAAAUCUGUCAGAAAUCACUUACUGGCUACUUGGAGAAAAAACGACUUUCUUUUCCUCGGUUCUUUUUUGUCUCUGAUCCUGCCCUUUUGGAGAUUCUUGGUCAAGCAUCAGACUCUCACACUAUACAGGCUCAUUUGCUGAAUGUAUUUGACAACAUAAAAUCUGUCAAAUUUCAUGAAAAGAUCUAUGAUCGUAUUGUGUCAAUUUCCUCGCGUGAGGGUGAGAUGAUUGAAUUGGAUAAACCUGUGAUGGCAGAGGGCAAUGUGGAAGUUUGGCUUAAUUCUCUCUUGCAAGAAUCUCAGUCUUCAUUACAUCUUGUGAUUCGCCAGGCAUCCACAAAUAUUCAGGAACCCGGUUUCCAACUGAUUGAAUUUCUUUCCUCCUUCCCUGCACAGGUUGGAUUGUUAGGAAUUCAGUUGAUAUGGACAAGAGAUUCAGAAGAAGCUCUCACCAAUGCCAAGUUUGAUAAAAAAGUCAUGCAGAAAACAAAUCAAUCUUUCCUAGAACUAUUGAAUACACUGAUAGACAUGACCACGAAGGAUUUAACUUCUGUGGAACGUGUGAAAUAUGAGACUUUGAUUACUAUUCAUGUCCACCAAAGGGAUAUCUUUGAUGAGCUGUGUCAUAUGCAUAUCAAGAAUCCUACCGAUUUCGAGUGGCUGAAACAGUGCAGGUUUUAUUUUAAUGAAGACGCUGACAAGAUGAUGAUUCAUAUCACAGAUGUCGCUUUUAUAUACCAGAAUGAAUUUUUAGGCUGCACUGACAGACUUGUCAUAACUCCUCUCACAGAUAGGUGCUAUAUUACCUUGGCUCAGGCUUUAGGGAUGAACAUGGGUGGAGCACCUGCUGGCCCUGCAGGGACUGGAAAAACAGAAACUACAAAAGACAUGGGAAGAUGCCUUGGGAAAUAUGUGGUGGUUUUCAACUGCUCAGACCAGAUGGAUUUUCGAGGACUUGGAAGAAUUUUUAAAGGGUUGGCACAGUCAGGGUCCUGGGGCUGCUUUGAUGAAUUUAACCGUAUUGAUCUACCAGUAUUAUCCGUUGCUGCACAGCAGAUUUCCAUUAUUUUGACAUGUAAGAAGGAGCGUAAAAAGAGUUUUAUUUUUACUGAUGGAGACACCAUACAGAUGAAUCCGGAAUUUGGACUUUUUCUAACCAUGAAUCCUGGCUAUGCUGGUCGGCAGGAGCUACCAGAAAAUUUAAAGAUUAAUUUCCGUUCAGUGGCUAUGAUGGUUCCCGAUCGCCAAAUUAUAAUCCGAGUGAAGCUGGCUAGCUGUGGUUUUAUUGAUAACAUUGUCUUGGCAAGAAAGUUUUUCACGUUGUAUAAACUAUGUGAGGAGCAGCUCUCUAAGCAGGUGCAUUAUGACUUUGGACUCCGUAACAUUUUAUCGGUACUCAGGACUUUGGGAGCAGCAAAAAGAGCCAAUCCUACUGAUACAGAAUCCACCAUUGUCAUGCGUGUGCUAAGAGAUAUGAAUCUGUCUAAACUGAUUGAUGAGGAUGAACCUUUAUUUCUGAGUCUGAUUGAAGACCUUUUCCCAAACAUACAGUUAGAUAAGGCAGGUUAUCCUGAACUAGAAGCAGCAAUUGACAGAAAGGUUGAAGAAGCUGGUUUAAUUAAUCAUCCUCCUUGGAAACUGAAAGUUAUCCAACUGUUUGAAACACAGCGGGUGAGGCAUGGAAUGAUGACCUUAGGACCUAGUGGAGCAGGGAAAACGACCUGCAUCUAUACCUUAAUGAAAUCCAUGACAGACUGUGGAAAGCCUCACCGUGAAAUGAGGAUGAAUCCCAAAGCUAUCACAGCGUCUCAGAUGUUUGGUCGUCUUGAUGUAGCAACAAAUGACUGGACAGAUGGGAUUUUCUCCACGCUUUGGAGAAAAACUUUGAGAGCAAAGAAAGGAGAACACAUAUGGAUCGUUCUUGAUGGUCCAGUUGAUGCAAUCUGGAUUGAGAACUUGAAUUCAGUUUUGGAUGAUAAUAAAACUUUAACACUUGCAAAUGGUGAUCGUAUCCCUAUGGCUCCAAACUGCAAAAUAGUUUUUGAGCCUCAUAACAUUGACAAUGCUUCUCCUGCUACAGUGUCAAGGAAUGGUAUGGUGUUCAUGAGUUCUUCUGUCCUUAACUGGAGUCCUAUUCUUGAGGGUUUUUUGAAGAAGCGCUCUCCCCAAGAAGCUAUAAUCCUCCGCCAAUUGUACACUGAGUCUUUCUCUGACCUGUAUCGCUUCAGUAUCCAGAACUUGGAAUUCAAGAUGGAGAUGCUUGAAGCAUUUGUGAUCAUGCAGAGUAUUAAUAUGUUACAGGGUCUCAUCCCUUCUAAGGAACAGGGAGGGGAGAUCACAUCAGAACAUUUGGAGAGAUUGUAUGUUUUCUCUCUGAUGUGGAGUGUUGGAGCCUUAUUGGAAUUGGAGGACCGUUCUAAAAUGGAGAACUGGCUUCGUUCUCAUGAAAAACUGAAACUAGAUUUGCCACAUUUAUCUGGGAAUGAAGACACCAUGUUUGAUUACUAUGUAACUACUGAUGGCAAAUGGAUGCACUGGAACACAUGUGUGGAAGAAUAUAUUUAUCCUUCUGACUUUACUCCAGAGUAUGGCUCCAUUUUGGUUCCAAAUGUAGACAAUGUCAGAACUGACUUCCUAAUUAAAACUGUUGCUAAACAGGGCAAGGCUGUGUUGCUAAUUGGUGAGCAAGGAACAGCUAAAACUGUCAUUAUAAAAGGAUUUAUGUCAAAAUAUAAUCCUGAGAACCAUGUGGUCAAAAGUUUGAACUUUUCUUCAGCAACUACUCCCUUGAUGUUUCAGCGGACAAUAGAAAGCUAUGUUGACAAACGCAUGGGUUCAACAUAUGGCCCUCCGGCAGGAAAGAAGAUGACUGUAUUUAUUGAUGAUGUGAAUAUGCCUGUAAUCAAUGAGUGGGGAGAUCAGGUUACCAAUGAGAUCGUUCGGCAGCUGAUGGAACAAAGUGGAUUCUACAACCUUGAAAAACCUGGGGAGUUUACAAGCAUUGUGGAUAUCCAAUUUUUAGCAGCCAUGAUCCAUCCUGGAGGAGGACGCAAUGACAUACCCCAGAGACUCAAGAGGCAGUUUUCUAUAUUUAAUUGUACUCUACCAUCAAAUGCUUCAAUUGACAAGAUCUUUGGAGUCAUUGGAGCAGGGCACUACUGUACCCAAAGGAAUUUUUCAGAAGAAGUGAAAGAUUCUGUGGUCAAGUUGGUGCCACUGACUCGUAGAUUAUGGCAGAUGACCAAGAUGAAAAUGCUCCCUACUCCUGCCAAAUUCCAUUAUGUAUUUAAUCUUCGAGAUCUUUCUAGGAUCUGGAAGGGAAUGUUGAAUACUACUUCUGAAGUUAUCACAGAAAUGGAUGUAUUGAUUAAGUUGUGGAAACAUGAAUGUAAACGUGUUAUUGCUGAUCGGUUCACAGUAUCAGAGGAUGUAGAUUGGUUUGAUUUAACUUUAGCAAAUUUGGUGGAAGAGGAGUUUGGUGAAGAAAAGAAGCUCUUGGUGGAUUAUGGAAUUGAUUCUUACUUUGUUGAUUUCUUAAGAGAUGCACCUGAAGCUACAGGUGAAGACUCAGAAGAAACUGAUGUCGACAUGCCCAAAAUUUAUGAGCCAGUUGAAUCUUUUAAUCACCUGAGAGAUCGCUUAAAUAUGUUUCUACAAAUAUACAAUGAAAGCAUCCGUGGAGUUGGCAUGGACAUGGUGUUUUUUGCAGAUGCCAUGAUUCAUUUAGUUAAGAUUUCUCGUGUCCUUCGUACUCCUCGUGGAAAUGCUCUUCUGGUGGGUGUAGGUGGAUCAGGAAAACAAAGUCUGACUCGACUGGCAUCAUUCAUUGCUGGCUUUGAUUCCUUCCAGAUUACCCUAACAAGAUCUUAUAGUACAUCAAACCUGAUGGAUGACCUGAAGCUUUUAUAUAGGACAGCAGGUCAGCAAGGCAAAGGAAUCACCUUUAUUUUCACUGACAAUGAGAUUAAAGAUGAGUCAUUUUUGGAAUACAUGAAUAAUGUUUUAUCAUCUGGUGAGGUCUCUAAUCUAUUUGCUCGUGAUGAAAUUGAUGAAAUUAAUAGUGAUCUUAUAUCAGCCAUGAAAAAAGAAUACCCGAGAAGACCUCCAUCUAAUGAGAAUUUAUAUGACUACUUCAUGAGCAGAGUCCGACAGAACCUCCAUAUUGUACUUUGUUUUUCUCCAGUUGGUGAAAAAUUCCGAAAUCGAGCUUUGAAGUUCCCUGCACUUAUUUCAGGCUGUACUACAGACUGGUUUAGUCGAUGGCCUAAAGAUGCUUUGGUUGCUGUAUCAGAACACUUUCUCUCUUCCUUUGAUGUUGACUGCACCUUUGAAAUCAAAAGAGAGAUUGUCCAGUGCAUGGGAUCCUUUCAAGAUGGAGUGGCUGAAAAAUGUGUUGAAUAUUUCCAAAGAUAUCGACGCUCUACCCAUGUAACCCCUAAAUCAUACCUCUCCUUUAUUCAGGGGUAUAAGAGCAUUUAUAGAGAAAAGCAUGCUGAAGUACAAACUUUGGCCAAUAGAAUGAAUACUGGAUUAGAAAAACUGAAAGAAGCUUCUGAGUCAGUCGCAGCCCUUAGCAGGGAGCUGGAAGUGAAAGAAAAAGAGCUACAGGUUGCUAAUGAUAAAGCUGAUAAAGUCCUGAAAGAAGUGACUGUGAAAGCUCAGGCUGCUGAGAAGGUCAAAGCUGAGGUCCAGAAGGUGAAGGACAAAGCCCAGGCGAUUGUUGACAGCAUUUCAGCUGACAAAGCUAUCGCUGAAGAGAAGUUAGAGGCAGCAAAACCUGCCUUAGAAGAAGCAGAAGCAGCUUUACUGACAAUCAAGCCUUCUGAUAUUGCCACUGUCCGCACCUUAGGCCGACCCCCUCAUCUCAUCAUGCGCAUCAUGGAUUGUGUGUUGCUGCUAUUUCAAAGGAAAGUCAAUACAGUGAAGAUUGACCUGGAGAAAAGUUGUGUGAUCCCUUCUUGGCAAGAGUCCUUAAAACUGAUGACUGCAGGAAACUUUUUACAAAACUUACAGCAAUUCCCUAAAGACACAAUCAAUGAAGAAGUGGUGGAAUUUUUGAAUCCUUACUUUGAAAUGUCAGAUUACAAUAUUGAAACUGCAAAAAGGGUGUGUGGCAAUGUGGCUGGUCUCUGCUCAUGGACUAAAGCUAUGGUCUCCUUUUUUUCUACAAAUAAGGAGGUGCUACCCUUGAAGGCUAAUUUGGUGGUACAAGAGAACCGUUAUGUCACCGCUAUGCAAGAUCUGCAGAAAGCUCAGGCUGAGCUAGACGACAAGCAAGCCGAAUUGGAUGUUGUAAAGGGAGAGUAUGAAAAGGCCAUGACAGAAAAACAGACACUGCUUGAAGAUGCAGAACGCUGCAGACAUAAAAUGCAGACAGCUUCCACAUUGAUAAGUGGAUUGGCAGGUGAAAAAGAAAGAUGGACACAGCAGAGUAAAGAAUUUGCUGCACAAACCAAAAGGCUUGUGGGGGAUGUAUUACUAGCUACAGCUUUUCUGUCUUAUUCUGGUCCAUUUAACCAAGAAUUCCGCAAUCUGUUGUUAAAUGAUUGGCAAAGGGAAAUGAAAAACCGGAAAAUUCCAUUUGGCAACAAUCUAAACCUCAAUGAGAUGUUGAUUGAUGCUCCAACCAUUAGUGAGUGGAAUCUCCAAGGACUGCCAAAUGAUGACCUAUCCAUACAGAAUGGAAUUAUUGUCACAAAAGCAUCUCGUUAUCCUUUGUUAAUUGAUCCACAGACUCAAGGCAAGAUUUGGAUUAAAAACAAAGAAAGCAAAAAUGAACUCCAGAUUACAUCUCUGAAUCACAAGUACUUCCGAAAUCAUCUGGAAGAUAGCCUUUCUCUUGGGAGGCCACUGUUGAUUGAAGAUAUUGGGGAGGAGCUAGACCCAGCACUCGAUAAUGUUUUAGAAAGAAAUUUUAUUAAAACUGGCUCAACAUUUAAGGUAAAAGUUGGUGACAAAGAAGUGGAUGUUAUGGACAGUUUCAGGCUAUAUAUCACUACAAAACUGCCUAAUCCAGCCUACACACCUGAAAUCAGUGCUCGAACUUCCAUCAUUGAUUUUACUGUCACCAUGAAAGGCCUGGAAGAUCAGUUACUUGGAAGAGUCAUUCUUACAGAGAAACAAGAACUGGAAAAGGAAAGAACUAAUCUCAUGGAAGAUGUAACAGCAAACAAAAGAAAGAUGAAAGAGCUGGAGGACAAUUUGCUUUAUCGUCUGACAAGUACAAAAGGGUCAUUGGUGGAAGAUGAGAGUCUCAUUAUUGUGCUGAGUAAUACUAAAAAGACUGCAGAAGAAGUGACACAGAAGCUUGAGAUUUCUGCUGAGACAGAAAUACAGAUUAACACAGCCCGGGAGGAAUAUAGGCCUGUGGCCACAAGGGGAAGCAUACUCUAUUUCCUCAUCACAGAGAUGAGUGUGGUUAAUGUGAUGUAUCAGACUUCACUACGGCAGUUUCUGGGGUUAUUUGACCUUUCCUUGGCCAGGUCUGUCAAGAGUCCAAUUACAAGCAAGAGAAUUGCUAAUAUUAUUGAACACAUGACCUAUGAGGUUUAUAAAUAUGCCGCUCGAGGAUUGUAUGAGGAGCACAAGUUCUUGUUCACCUUGCUGCUUACUCUGAAGAUUGAUAUACAGAGAAAUAGAAUAAAACAUGAAGAGUUUCUCACCCUUAUUAAAGGUGGUGCUUCAUUGGAUCUUAAAGCCUGUCCCCCUAAACCAUCUAAAUGGAUCCUGGAUAUGACAUGGUUAAAUUUGGUGGAACUUAGUAAACUUAGACAGUUUUCAGACAUCCUUGAUCAAAUUUCAAGGAAUGAGAAAAUGUGGAAAAUUUGGUUUGAUAAGGAAAAUCCUGAGGAGGAACCUGCUCCAAAUGCCUAUGAUCAAUCUCUUGACUGCUUUCGACGUCUCCUACUUAUUAGGUCUUGGUGCCCUGAUAGAACCAUUGCACAGGCCCGUAAAUAUGUCAUGGAUACUAUGGGAGAAAAAUAUGCAGAAGGCUUUGUCUUAGAUCUGGAGAAGACAUGGGAAGAAUCAGAUCCACGGACUCCACUAAUCUGUUUUCUUUCUAUGGGCUCUGAUCCUACUGACUCCAUCAUUGCAUUGGGAAAAAGGUUGAAAAUAGAAACACGCUAUGUUUCUAUGGGUCAGGGGCAAGAAGUUCAUGCUCGAAAGCUUUUACAACAGACCAUGGCAAAUGGAGGAUGGGUACUCUUGCAGAACUGCCAUCUGGGACUGGAUUUCUUGGAUGAGCUGAUGGACAUAAUAAUAGAAACUGAAAUUGUACAUGAUGCCUUCCGCCUCUGGAUGACCACUGAGGUUCACAAACAGUUUCCCAUUACCCUCCUUCAAAUGUCUAUUAAAUUUGCCAAUGAACCUCCGCAGGGACUCCGGGCGGGUCUGAAAAGAACCUAUGGAGGUGUUAGCCAAGAUCUCCUGGAUGUCAGUAAUAUGGCUCAGUGGAAACCGAUGCUAUAUGCCGUGGCUUUCCUGCAUUCUACAGUCCAAGAAAGACGCAAGUUUGGCCCACUGGGGUGGAACAUCCCCUAUGAAUUCAAUCAGGCUGACUUUAAUGCCACUGUGCAGUUCAUCCAAAAUCAUUUAGAUGACAUGGAUAUCAAAAAGGGUGUCUCCUGGAGCACUGUGCGCUACAUGAUAGGUGAAAUUCAAUAUGGUGGCAGAGUCACAGAUGACUAUGAUAAGAGAUUGCUGAAUACAUUUGCUAAGGUUUGGUUUAGCGAAAAUAUGUUUACUCCAGAUUUCUGCUUUUACAAAGGAUACAAUAUACCCAGAUGCAACACAGUGGAGAAUUAUCUUCAAUAUGUCCAGAGUUUGCCAACUUAUGACACUCCUGAGGUGUUUGGAUUGCACCCCAAUGCUGACAUAACUUACCAAAGCAAACUAGCUAAGGAUGACCUAGAUACUAUCCUCAGCAUCCAGCCUAAAGAUAGCUCCAGUGGAGGAGAUGAGACCAGAGAGGCUGUAGUGGCCAGACUUGCUGAUGAUAUGUUGGAGAAACUUCCUCCUGAUUACAUCCCAUUUGAAGUAAAAGAUAGGUUGCAAAAGAUGGGCCCAUUCCAACCCAUGAACAUCUUCCUCAGGCAGGAGAUAGACCGAAUGCAACGGGUAAUCAGCUUGGUUCGAAGCACCUUAACUGAGCUGAAACUUGCAAUAGAUGGCACCAUCAUCAUGAGUGAAAAUCUGAGGGAUGCUUUGGAUUGCAUGUAUGAUGCAAGGAUCCCUGCUCGUUGGAGAAAAGCAUCUUGGGUUUCAAGUACACUGGGUUUCUGGUUUACAGAACUCUUAGAAAGAAAUCGCCAAUUUAAUUCUUGGCUUUUUGAUGGUCGCCCAAACUGCUUUUGGAUGACAGGCUUUUUUAACCCUCAAGGAUUUCUAACAGCAAUGAGACAGGAAAUAACUCGAGCCAACAAAGGAUGGGCAUUGGACAGUAUGGUACUUUGCAAUGAAGUCACAAAAUGGAUGAAAGAUGAUAUUUCUGCACCUCCAACUGAGGGUGUCUAUGUCUAUGGGCUCUACCUCGAAGGAGCUGGAUGGGAUAAAAGGAAUGUGAAACUUACUGAGUCAAAACCAAAGGUGCUCUUCGAAUUGAUGCCCAUCAUAAGGAUAUAUGCAGAAAACAAUAGUACAAGAGAUCCGCGCAUGUAUACAUGUCCAAUUUAUAAGAAGCCAAUCCGAACGGACUUGAACUACAUUGCCGCAGUGGACCUUAGAACUGUCCAACCCCCAGAGCACUGGAUACUUCGUGGGGUGGCCCUCCUUUGUGAUGUUAAAUAA
Messenger RNA from Gracilinanus agilis (Agile Gracile Mouse Opossum), 13869 nucleotides. RefSeq names its product dynein axonemal heavy chain 5 (gene DNAH5). The transcript has 79 exons. The coding region runs from base 1 to 13869 and encodes 4622 amino acids. Gene Ontology annotation, biological process: microtubule-based movement. The record is from RefSeq and is a predicted model, not a curated record. NCBI's taxonomy places the organism in Eukaryota, Metazoa, Chordata, Mammalia, Didelphimorphia, Didelphidae. Gene Ontology annotation, molecular function: dynein light intermediate chain binding; dynein intermediate chain binding; ATP binding. Gene Ontology annotation, cellular component: dynein complex.